GGCAAGGAGCGCGGCGAGCCGGGGACAUGUCCGCCCCGUUCGGCAGCCUCGUGCGGUACCUGUUGCCAGCCCUGCUGCUGCACGGGCUGGGAGAAGGUUCGGCUCUUUUUCACCCGGACAGCAGGUCCCACCCUCGCUCCUUGGAGAAGAGUGCCUGGAGGACUUUCAAGGAGUCACAGUGCCAUCAUAUGCUGAAACACCUUCAUAAUGGAGCCCGGAUCACUGUACAGAUGCCUCCCAAUAUUGAGGGCCACUGGGUCUCUACUGGCUGUGAAGUUAGAGCAGGCCCAGAGUUCAUCACAAGAUCUUACAGGUUCGACAACACCUCAGCAUUCAAGGCUUAUCAGUUCUAUUACGGUGGCAAUCGCUGCACAAACCCCAUCUACACCUUGGUCAUCCGUGGCAAAAUCCGUCUCCGGCAGGCGUCCUGGAUCAUCCGGGGCGGCACCGAGGCCGACUACCAGCUCCGCAGCGUACAGAUCAUCUGCCACAACGAGGCAGUGGCCAAAAGAUUAGGUGAGCUGGUGAACCAGACGUGCCCUGGAUUUAUCCCAGAAGGCAGUCCCUGGAAGCAGGGUGUGAGCUAUGAUUUACUGAGAGAAGAGAACGGCUGUGAAUGCACCAAAGCUCUGAAUUUUGCCAUGCACGAACUGCAGCUGAUCCGUGUGGAGAAGCAGUACCUGCACCACAAUUUAGACCACCUUGUGGAGGAGCUAUUCCUUGGAGACAUUCACACUGAUGCUACUGAAAGGAGGUACCAUCGGCCCUCGAGUUACCAACCUCCUCUUCAAAAUGCCAAGAACCACGACCACUUGUGCAUCACGUGCAGAAUCAUCUUCCGCUCAGAUGAGCACCACCCGCCCAUCCUGCCCCCCAAGGAAGACCUGACCAUCGGGCUGCACGGAGAGUGGGUGAGCCAGCGCUGUGAGGUGCGGCCAGAGGUGCUCUUCCUGACUCGCCACUUCAUCUUCCAUGACAACAACAACACCUGGGAGGGCCACUACUACCACUACUCUGACCCUGUCUGCAAGCACCCCACCUUCACCAUCUACGCCAGGGGACGCUACAGCCGGGGAGUCCAUUCGUCCAAAGUCAUGGGUGGCACGGAGUUUGUGUUCAAAGUAAAUCACAUGAAGGUCACUCCCAUGGAUACAUCCACAGCCUCACUGCUCAAUGUGUUCAAUGGGAAUGAGUGUGGAGCACAGGGAUCCUGGCAGGUCGGGGUUCAGCAGGACGUCACCCACACGAACGGCUGCAUCGCGCUCGGCAUCCGCCUGCCUCACACCGAGUACGAGAUCUUCAAGAUGGAGCAGGAUGCCAAGGGCAGGUACCUGCUGUACAAUGGCCAGAGGCCGAGCGACGGCUCCAGCCCCGACCGACCCGAGAAAAGAGCCACUUCCUACCAGAUGCCUUUAAUUCAGUGCGCCUCUUCAGUACCCAGAUCUGAAGAGUCACCAGAGGAGAAUAAGAUCAGGCUCUAUAGCAGCAGGGCACCGGAAAAAUAUCCCAGCACCCCAGCUCUUGCUUUGUUGUUUAUUUGUACUGUGUCAUAUUGGGACAUUCUCAGCUAGAAGCGAGGAAAACUUAUUUUUCAUGACUACAAAGCCAGGAUUCCACCAGACUGGGGGUUGUUUUUCUUCAGACAGAAAAGGACAUUUAUUUUCUUGAUGCACUUGAAUGCCUGAGAACUGUUGUUCUUUUCCUUACUUCCCUCUUCCUCCUUGAAUCCCGAACGGCACUCGUUUGAUGUUUGUGCUUUGAACUUCAUCCAGUCUGAUCCCUGGCCUGACACGACUGCACAAAAGUAAUUGCACUUUAGGACUGCAGACUUCUGGGGGGGAGGGA
Molecule: messenger RNA, 1845 nt
Organism: Ficedula albicollis (Collared flycatcher)
Lineage: Eukaryota; Metazoa; Chordata; Aves; Passeriformes; Muscicapidae
Gene: APCDD1
Product: adenomatosis polyposis coli down-regulated 1
Exons: 5
Coding region: 27-1571 (514 amino acids)
Biological process (GO): negative regulation of Wnt signaling pathway
Cellular component (GO): plasma membrane
Molecular function (GO): Wnt-protein binding
Source: RefSeq, a predicted model, not a curated record